CUCGGCCACACCAUCCUGUUUUGCACAAGACCUCAACAAUGGCUGGCAAAUUUAAGGUGAGUUAUCACAGUCUUAUUCUUAUAUACGGACAAUAGAGACUGAGUGUAAGGUGAAGUCGACAAGUGAACCGUGGCGUAUUUGCCCUUGUGCUUGGAGGGAAGAAAUGUCACAUAAUAAUGUCACCUAGUCUGGCUAAGGAGGUGCUCGCGGUGCAGGCCCCAGUGAACAAUCACGACAUGGUCGGCCAUUUCAUGCGCAAUGUUUGGGACGACAAAGGGGCCAUGGGUGACAUGGAUCAGACUAUCCUCUGGGGCAAAAUCCAUCGUGCAAUGUACCAGCUCAACCGGGAACCGUUUCUCUCGCAGGCCGGUAAGAUUAUGACUGAUAACAUCGAGAGAGCGGUAUUGAGUCUUGUUUCUAGUCGUGAAACAGGUAGCAAUUUGAAAUGGCAGGAAAGAGCUCAUGUUGUCGUUCACGGACCAAACGAGUACGAGGCUUCUUUUUUCCCGCUUAUUCGUCACUUUGUGGCAGACAUGGUUCUCCCGUCUCUGUUCGGAACAGACUUCAUAAAAAACUAUCCGGACAUUGCGACCGAUCUUUUUGCGUUUGACGCCAACUUUCAUUUGUUUCUCAUGGGUCUUCCUCCCUGGAUACCCUUGUCUGGAUUGAGAGAAAGUGCCGCUGCUCGGGACCGAGUGAAAAGUGCAAUGGAAGAUUUCCACAAUGCCCUAGUCGCAGCUAGUCGAGGAGAAAGGACUACCGAUGGUCGGUGGGAUAAUUUGGAUGACGUCAGUAGCGUCGUGAAAAACCGCGUCAAUCUUUGGGAGGAGGCUGUUAGCGAGCUCUCCAACAAAGAAGCAUGUAUCGCCUCUCACGCCUUCCUAUUAUGGGUGACAUUGAUAAACGCAAAUGUAAUUGUGUUCUGGCUGCUGUUCCAUGUCUACCAAGACUCGUCUCUACUAGCAGCUAUUCGCGAAGAAGUGUCACCCUUUGUUCAUAUCCGGGAAUCUCCAGGCUCCCCUGAACGGUCCACGAUCACGCUCGAUUCGCCGGAAAUACGGGCACAAACACCACUUUUGCAGUCAGCCUUUUUAGAAACAAUGAGGCUCUAUACUCAGAGCAACAGUUUCAAAAAUGUACAAGCUGAUUUCGUAGUCAGUGAAUCUGAGAUCGACCAAAAUAUCCGUGAACCUAACUCCUUCGUACCCAAGGGGGGAUCGAAAGUCCCGGUAUCACAGUCGCAGAGGACGUAUCAACUCCAACAAGGGGACAUGAUAUGCGUGCCAUUUGGUCUCCAUCAAAGUGACUCUAGGUACUGGAAUCAUCCUGAGAACUUCGACGGUCGACGAUUUAUUAUCCAACAGCAGGACUCCGCAAGAAGGACAAGUUUGUCAAAUGGCAGGGUUUCAGUGGAUUCCACACGAAUCAGCCCUUGGGGCUCAGGCGCAUCCAUAUGCAAGGGCCAGAAACUUUCAUAUCGUGAAGUGCUCGAAAUUGCAGGAGCUAUCCUGCUUUGCUGGGAUAUAGAGCCAGCUGGCGCGGCGGGGUGGUCCCAUCCAGGACUCGCUAAAGCUGGAGGUACAGCAAUUCCAAAGAGAGAUUUUAGAAUUAGAUUACUUCGAAGAGUACCUUAGCAACCAAUCUAC
Molecule: messenger RNA, 1646 nt
Organism: Talaromyces proteolyticus
Lineage: Eukaryota; Fungi; Ascomycota; Eurotiomycetes; Eurotiales; Trichocomaceae
Product: cytochrome P450
Exons: 1
Coding region: 177-1634 (485 amino acids)
Molecular function (GO): oxidoreductase activity, acting on paired donors, with incorporation or reduction of molecular oxygen; iron ion binding; monooxygenase activity
Source: RefSeq, a predicted model, not a curated record